This is a messenger RNA of Phaeodactylum tricornutum CCAP 1055/1, 1999 nucleotides long. RefSeq lists its product with no specific name. Gene Ontology annotation, molecular function: amidophosphoribosyltransferase activity. The record is from RefSeq and is a predicted model, not a curated record. The transcript is spliced from 3 exons. Gene Ontology annotation, cellular component: cytoplasm. Gene Ontology annotation, biological process: purine nucleobase biosynthetic process; purine nucleotide biosynthetic process. Bases 215 to 1999 code for a protein of 594 amino acids. NCBI's taxonomy places the organism in Eukaryota, Bacillariophyta, Bacillariophyceae, Surirellales, Neidiaceae.
UUCGACUAUAGCAUGAAGGCGCAACUCACAGUCAUAAAUUGAUCCCAAAGUAGUGUUACCUAUCUAUAGUUGCUUACUUUUCGUCGUCAUUCCUCGCUUCUCGCUUGAUUUUGCUCCUCUCUUUCCUCGACAAGAUCUUCGAGCAGUCCGAGUUUUCUUCCUUUGGAAAUCAAUAGCAUCUCUUGCCCAAUUGGUCCGACCACGAACGUUGCAAAUGUGUGGAAUCAUCGGUUUGUUACUGGCCAACGAAAAUGAGUUUGUCAACCAAAUGCUUUUUGACGGGUUGACGGUCUUGCAACAUCGGGGGCAAGAUGCUGCAGGUAUGGUGACGGCGGAACGCCGUCGCUUACAUUUGCGCAAAGACAACGGUCUGGUCAAGGAUGUCUUUCAGGCGCAUCACAUGCUCGAACUGCGCGGGAACAUGGGCAUCGGACACGUCCGCUAUCCCACCGCUGGCACCAGCAGUUGCGCCGAAGCCCAACCGCUUUACACAAACUAUCCCUUUGGAAUAUGCGUUGCGCACAACGGAAACUUGACCAAUACGGAAGACCUCACCCUGCGUGUGGAGAAAACCAUCGGUCGGCAUGUCAACACGGAUAGUGACUCCGAGCUUUUACUCAACUUGUUUGCGGAGUAUUUGACGGCAGAAACCCGCAAAGCUGACAGCCAUCAAAGCAAGACAACAACCAAUGGAAACUCUGAGGACGAUACCGAUUUCGACAUGAAAGAAGCUGUCUUUACGGCCGCAUCGCAAGUCAUGCAGAUCUGUCGCGGAGGAUACGCUGGGCUCUAUCUCAUUAAUGGCUUUGGUCUCGUUGGGUUUAGAGAUCCCCACGGAAUUCGUCCUCUCGUCUUUGGCUGUCGCAAAGCUGGUUCAAACGCGGACGAAUUAGACGAUGAAGGCAUUCCGGUCACCCCAGCGGUCAUGGGGAAUGCGGAACGGUCGUACGACUACGUGAUUAGCAGCGAGUCCGUCGCCGUUGAUACCCUGGGAUUCAAACUGAUUCGUUUGCGUAUUUUUUCUGUUUUUAGGGACGUAAACCCUGGUGAAGCCAUCUUCAUUGACAUGGACGGCAACUGUCAUACACGCCAGUGCCACAUGCCAAACUUGGCCCCCUGCAUUUUUGAAUACGUCUACUUUGCUCGACCAGAUUCUAUCAUGGAUGGUGUCAGCGUCUACGAAACCCGUCUCAAAAUGGGGGACAAGUUGGCCGGUAAAGUUUUGCGUGAAUAUCCCGAUCACGACAUUGACGUGGUCAUUCCCAUUCCCGACACUUCUCGCACAUCCGCGCUGCAAGCGGCUUACAAAUUGGACCGCCCGUUCCGCGAGGGCUUCAUUAAAAAUCGAUACAUUGCCCGAACCUUCAUUAUGCCAGGACAAGCAACUCGCCGGAAGUCGGUACGGCUCAAGCUCAACACAAUCAAGAGUGAAUUUGCCGGCAAAAAUGUUCUAUUGGUGGAUGAUUCCAUUGUUCGUGGUACGACGGCAAACGAAAUUGUUCAAAUGGCCCGGGACGCCGGUGCUCGCAAGGUCUAUUUUUCCAGUGCCGCGCCACCUAUUCGAUACCCUAACAUUUAUGGUAUCGACAUUCCGACGCGUGAAGAGUUGGUGGCAUACCAGCGUAACGAGGAAGAGAUUGCCAAAGAGAUUGGCUGCGACUGGGUUGUGUACCAGGAUCUGACGGACUUGGAAGAUUCCAUCAGAGAAGCAGCGCCGAAAGGGGUGGAACUGAAACAAUUCGAUACAAGUUGCUUUAGUGGCCAGUACGUAACCGGUGAACAAAUUGGAGACGAUUACUUUACCAGGUUGCACGAAGCCCGGAAUGACGGUGCCAAAGAGAAGAGAAAGCAACCUUUACAGGGUGGACCGUCCGCCAAGAAGCCCCAGCAAAGCAAUAACGGAUGCGAGUCGGUGAACAACGACAAGCGGGAAACGGUGGGAGAGGAAGGAGGCAGUUGCGAACCCUUGACGAAUCAACCGAUGGGGCUCGUGCGGUGA